CAUUCAUCUUCCCAUCAGCCAGUUUUCUAGUACCUGUCAAUAAAGUGGAUCCUGACAAUAUGUUGCUACUACCACCUGCUGCUGGAAUUCUCAGGACAAUAAGCAGUAAGGAUGAUAUGCAUUGCAGGCUUUCCAUUGCAUGUAAUCAUUUGCAAUAAGAACAUAAAAUAAAAUUUGGUCUCAUCAGACCUUUUGUUCUCUAUCAUGCCAUUUAACAAUAAACAAAAAAAGUUGUAACAUGUUUUCUUCACAACAGCUUACGUUGCCCAGUUUUUUUGGACCGUCUGGUUUGUAGUUGUCCCAUGGAUAUUUUUUUUCCUAUCUCAGGUGUGAAUCUCUCCAGUUUCUUUAAAGUUAUCUUGGGCUCUUGUUGCUUCUCUGAGUAAUGUCUUAUGUUUUGCCUUCACUAGACAGUGCCAUGAUUAUGGAAAAUACUUCUGCAGAACUUUAUCCUGGACUUGUUUUGAUGGCUACUUGGUUUUCCUGAUGCUGUCUGUUUAGAUAUGUAACUGAUAUAGCAAACUCUAGGGCCUUCCAGAAAGGUACAAAGUAUUUAUGUUGAGACCAUGUAUUCAGGUGCAUAAAAGUAAACUCCUUUGAACAAAUUGUUUGACUUUUAAAUGCUAUUGAUUGCAUCAGAGUGUAUUUGGAGGCUUCAUAUCAGGUCUAUGAAGGUGAAUAUGUUUGAAAUCAAGACUUUCAGUUUUUUAUUUGUAAAAUGACAUAAAAUCCCGCUUAAAAAAUCCACUUAAAUUGAUUUUAUUUUCAUGAUGUAAUACUACAAAUUAUGGGGGAAAAAUCCAAUCCAGGUAAAUAUUUCGCAAGAUUCUAUAAAUCUGACAAUCUUUUGUUGUACAUUUCAGGAAUACUGUAGAAAAUGGAAACACAUAAAUGGCACCUGUUGACUUUAAAAGUAGCAGUGGCAAUAGCAAUUAUCAGGUCUAAACCAAAAUGCAAAACAAGCAGAGAAUACACAGAGGAGCUAAGAACAAUUAUCUCUGAUAGAAAAAAACAGAAUGUCAACUUGAAGGCAAAAGUGUGUACACUGGAAGCUGAAGUUCUACAAUUGCGUCAACAACUUCUUCUCCGAGGUAUUCAAACAAGUUCAGAUUUUGAAAAUGAAUCAGCUGAAGCAGUGGGUUUGAUGCCACUGCAGUGUAACGUUGACUCAGGACAAAUUGAAGAUGAUUCUGGUUGUGAUCUUUCUAAUGAAGUAAGAGAAGAUGUUCCUAAAGCAACUCAUACUUCUGAAAUCUGCAUUCAGUCAUGCUUUCCAUCCUCUUCCAUAUUUCUACCAACUGCAAGAUAUUCUCCUGUUGAAGAAGAACAAAUGAUUCAUCAAAUACAGUUUUUAAACCAUCUACUUGUCCUUGGGAAUCUCACAGCUACACAAAGUUUAUCUAAUCUAGAAAAUGAGUGCAGUGUUGUAGAAGAGUCACUGUCUGGUCUGCUGAAUGGUUUGCUUGGCCUCUACAGAAAUCCCAAACCAUCUGUUUCAACAUUUCAGGCAAAAACAAUUGGUAUAUUAACAGCCUUACUCAAAGAUUCGAAAAUGUCUGAAAAUGUGCUCAAAAACUGCCUUAAUAUUAUAGAAAAGUUUGAAAAACAGUUGGUUCAGGAUAUUUUAUCAAACAAAAGUAUUAAUAGGUUUCAGGUGCAGCAAUCAAUGACCAACUGCCUUAUUUUGUUGGGGAAAUGCCACAUAUUAGGAGGACCUCUAAUAAAUAUACUGCUUUCCAAAGUGAAACACUAUUCUGAUGGGCUUCUUCAACAUUACCAGAACCAGAGCAAAUAUGACAUUUCCGAGUAUGAGAAUAUUUUUUCAAUUCUCUCAGCAGUGGAAGCACUUCUACAGUAUGAAAAGGAGAAAUCAGAAUCAUCAGAAUGUGAGCUCUUUAACAAUGAGACAAAACAGUUUCUGCACAAUCUUGACCAAAUGAUACUCAGUCUUUCUGAUGACUUUCCUUUAUUUUCCUUGUAUCUGUGGAAAAUGGGAACAUUGUGUUCGUACAUAGAAAAUUAUAAAUGUAAGCCUCUUUAAACUGCUCAACAGAAAGGAAAGAAAUUAUUAAUGUAUAUAGUCAUCCCUUAUAACAGAUUUCUCUUCUGUUUAGCUUUUUCAAUUACUAUUUCUGAAAUAGAAACAGAAAUGUAUAUUAAUGUGAAAAGACAGGAGUGUAGGUAGUAUAGUAAUACACAGUAUAGUUUGUCAAUGUAUUUUUAAAAUGUAAAUAUGUAUAUAUAUUUUAGUAGUUAAGAAAGUAAACAAAAAAUGUGUGCCUUUAACUCCUUCCCUGUCAACAACCUAAAAUCUAUGUUGCUUAUGAAACAAUUAAGAAGAACCAGCAACAUAGAUUCAGUAAAUUUAUAUUUUACAAUCAGAUAUAUGGGAAUUGCCACUGCCAUGGAGGGAAUUCCAGGGCUGUUUUCUUUCGUUGUAAAGGGUUCACAAGAGUGAACUGAUCCUUCUUGCCUGCAAAGAAUAAACUGCUUUAUGCAUAUGCUUGCAACAUGGCCCCAAACAGUCAUAAAAUCUAAAGAGACAAAAAAAAUGUUUUGAAAGACAAAAAUAAAUACUACUGUACAUUCAUUAUACAUUGGUGAAUUUUAAUACA
Messenger RNA from Xenopus laevis (African clawed frog), 2615 nucleotides. It is a transcript of the gene mei4.L, whose product is annotated as meiosis-specific 4 homolog (S. cerevisiae) L homeolog. NCBI's taxonomy places the organism in Eukaryota, Metazoa, Chordata, Amphibia, Anura, Pipidae. The transcript has 4 exons. The record is from RefSeq and is a predicted model, not a curated record. The coding region runs from base 878 to 2041 and encodes 387 amino acids.